AUGUCAUCACCAUCGCCCCAGAGAAUAUCCGCGCAAUCAAUAGCGGGAAAGACUGGGGCGUCCAACCCCCUAAGGAAGCGCGGCACGGAAGAGUUCUGCGGCGCGGGUUUCUUGACGACCGACGGUGAUGUGUGGCGGCACUCGCGAAGGGACAUCAAGCCUACGUUCACGGGACCUAAUUUGGUCGAAUUGGAUGUGCUUGCCACCGAGGUGGAUCAUUUUCUCGAUCAACUACCUGACGCUGGAGCGACGAUUGAUCUUCAACCACUCUUUUACACCAUGUUUCUUAAUACGUCGCUGCACUUCCUCGUAGGCAUCGAUCCGAGACAAGAAGCGCCCGGCGCUCCUUGCACACCUGCAAAGUUCAUCGACGCCUUCCAUGAGGCCAAGGACUUGACUAUGCUCCGCAUGCUGCUGGGUCGCGCGUGGAAGCUGGUACCGCAAUUCAGGUAUUUGAACGCGUGCCGCACCACCCAUGAGUACAUAGAUUACUAUGUUGACCAGGCCCAGCGCGAACUAGACAAAGUAACAGGAAUAAGCAUACUCCACGUCCUCGCAAAGCAAACGGACGACAAGGAAUACAUCCGCAACCAGAUUCUACAGGGCAUGCUAGCGUCACAAGAGACCACUUCCGCACUACUUGGAAACGCAUGUUUCCUUCUCGCCCGACACCCACAGUACUGGACCAACCUCCGCAGUCUCGCGCUAUCCAAAAACAUUCAAGAAUGGACGUUCGACACCCUAUCGACCUGCAAGCCCAUCCAAAACAUCCUCCUCGAAACUCUCCGCCUCUACCCAAACUUCCCCAUCAUGGCCUGCCGCGCCCUACGCCACACCACCCUCCCCAUCUCCUCCUCUUCCUCUACCCAAGACCAACCAGUCUUCAUUCCCAAAGGUACAGAGGCAGUAAUGAGCUACUACGCCCUACACCGUGACCCGUCCGUCUUCGGCGCGGAUGUCGAAACGUUCAAACCUGAGCGCUGGAACGAGAUCAAGCCCGGACAGUGGGAGUACAUGGCGUUUGGAGGCGGGAACAGGGCAUGUAUGGGGCAGUCGAAGGUGCUUGUUGAAGCUGCGUAUGUGCUUGUUAGGAUGGCGAGGAGAUAUGAGAUGAUAGAGAGUAGGGACGGGAAGGCGUGGAAGGGGGAUGUGAAGUUGACUUGUAAGGAUGCGAAUGGUGUAAGGUAG
Messenger RNA from Didymosphaeria variabile, 1188 nucleotides. RefSeq lists its product as uncharacterized. Bases 1 to 1188 code for a protein of 395 amino acids. Gene Ontology annotation, molecular function: monooxygenase activity; oxidoreductase activity, acting on paired donors, with incorporation or reduction of molecular oxygen; iron ion binding. NCBI's taxonomy places the organism in Eukaryota, Fungi, Ascomycota, Dothideomycetes, Pleosporales, Didymosphaeriaceae. The record is from RefSeq and is a predicted model, not a curated record. The transcript has a single exon.